AUUAUUUACUCAAAAGUGUGUGUGUGUGAGAGAGAGAGAUAAAGAGGGUAGAGAGAGAGAGAGAGAGUGUUGAGCACAGUGAGAGAUGCCGCAAAAAUGAACACCAAUGUCAACACAAUGAACCACAGCUUCGCCGCCGGUGCACAAGAUCUCGAACCCCAACAAUCACCUCCGCCACCCACCACCACCUCCCACCCCUACCAUCCCCAACCUCAGCCUCAACGCCGCCCCCGAGGCUUUGCCGCCACAAACUCUAACAAUAACACCACCAUCUCCUCCUCCACUCCCACCAAAAGCAGGAAAGAGAGGGAAAAGGAAAAAGAGCGAACCAAGCUUCGAGAGCGUCACCGUAGAGCCAUCACCAGCCGAAUGCUCGCCGGUCUCCGUCAGUAUGGCAACUUCCCCCUCCCUGCUCGCGCCGAUAUGAAUGACGUCAUCGCUGCCCUCGCUCGGGAAGCGGGUUGGACUGUCGAAGCCGAUGGCACCACCUACAGACAUUCUUCACCGGCUCCCGCGGCGCAGGCGCCUAUGGCUCAGUUUAAUUCCGCUCAACAAAAUAAUAUUAAUGCCCCUAACAUGGGAGCACAUCCUGUUCGCUCAGUUGAAAGCCCACUAUAUUCUAGCUCGGUAAAAAACUGCUCCAUGAGAUCAUCAGUUGACUGUCAGCCUUCAGCUCUGAGAGUUGAUGAGAAUUUAUCACCAGCAUCACUUGAUUCUGUUGCUGCUGAGAGGGAUGCGAAGCUUGAUAAGUAUUCAAGUGCUACUGCCAUCAACUCCCCUGAAUGCUUGGAGGCAAGACAGCUUGUGCAAGAUGUUCACUGCAGGGAGCAUGGAAAUGAUCUAUCUGGAACCUCUUAUAUCCCUGUUUAUGUGAGGCUUGCUACUGGCCUGAUCAACAAUUUUUGCCAGUUGAUGGAUCCCGAAGGUAUUAAAGAGGAAUUACAGCAUCUGAAGGCUUUACAUGUUGAUGGCAUUGUGGUGGAUUGUUGGUGGGGCAUUGUUGAAGCAUGGGCACCGAAGAAGUAUGAAUGGGCAGGAUACAGGGAAAUGUUUAACAUUAUCCGAGAGUUUAGGAUGAAAUUGCAGGUGAUAAUGGCAUUUCAUGAAUAUGGAGGACAUGAUUCUGGUGGCAUAUUCAUAUCCCUCCCUCAAUGGGUUCUGGAGAUUGGGAAAAGCAAUCAGGACAUAUUCUUCACAGAUCGUGAAGGAAGAAGAAAUACUGAGUGCCUUUCAUGGGGAAUUGACAAAGAACGAGUACUAAGAGGAAGAACUGGCAUAGAGGUCUACUUUGAUUUCAUGAGAAGCUUCCGAACUGAGUUCAAUGAUUUGUUCACUGAAGGCCUCAUUUCUGCUGUUGAAAUUGGGCUAGGAGCUUCUGGAGAGCUGAAGUACCCUGCCUUUCCGGAAAGGAUGGGUUGGAGAUAUCCUGGUAUUGGUGAGUUUCAGUGUUAUGAUAAAUAUUUGUUGCAAAAUCUCGAAAAAGCUGCAAAACUCCGUGGACACUCCUUCUGGGGAAGAGGGCCUGACAAUGCCGGUUAUUAUAAUUCUAAGCCACAUGAAACUGGAUUCUUCUGUGAAAGAGGUGAUUUCGACAGCUACUAUGGACGCUUCUUCCUGUGGUGGUAUACAAAGGUCUUAAUAGAUCAUGCUGAUAAUGUUCUCUCCCUUGCAAGCCUUGCAUUUGAAGAUAUACAGAUAGUCGUCAAUAUUCCAGCGGUUUAUUGGUGGUACAAGACAUCAAGCCAUGCUGCGGAACUCACUGCAGGCUAUUAUAACUCUUCUAACCGGGAUGGCUAUUCUCCGUUGUUUGAAGUGCUGAAAAAGCAUGCAGCAAGAAUAAAAUUUGUCAUCUCAGGAAUGCAGGCUUCAUAUCAGGAAAUUGAUGAUGCAUUGUCAGACCCUGAAGCCCUGAGUUGGCAGGUUCUUAAUGCAGCUUGGGACCAAGGGCUUAGUGUUGCCGGUCAGAAUGGACAGCCAUGUUAUGACCGAGAAGGAUUCACGAGGCUGGUCGAGACUGCAAGACCAAGAAAUAAUCCUGAUUGCCGUCACUUUUCAUUCUUUGUAUUUCAACAACCCUCGCCUUUGAUCCAAAGAACUAUAUGCUUCUCAGAAAUUGAGUACUUUAUUAAAAGCAUGCAUGGAGAUGUCAGCAACUGAGUAUCUUAAUUUUUCUUCGAAUAUUUAACCUUUGGGUACGAGAGAUGAAACUUAGGGGCGGAAGGAGAGUUGUGGUGGUGUAAAACCAGCUGCCGGCAUCCACAUACACAAGUGGAUGGGCUGGAAAGAGAUGGAAUUGAUUAAAAUUCACUCCUUUUUGUCAUCCUCUUUUAACAGUUACUGUCGUCUGUGUUAUAUUACUGUAAAGUCAGAGUUGUAAUUGAAAUGGUGUACAAUGGUGAUUCCAUCUUUAACCUUUUAACAUUACAAAGACGCAUAUGUAAAUCCUUGCAUAGAUUCCAUAUGAACAGCUUUGUGGAGAACCACCAUCCAUGAGCAAAUCUAUAGGAAACUGAUUUCUUGUCAA
Molecule: messenger RNA, 2524 nt
Organism: Sesamum indicum (sesame)
Lineage: Eukaryota; Viridiplantae; Streptophyta; Magnoliopsida; Lamiales; Pedaliaceae
Gene: BMY2
Product: beta-amylase 2
Biological process (GO): polysaccharide catabolic process
Molecular function (GO): beta-amylase activity
Source: RefSeq, a predicted model, not a curated record